Messenger RNA from Neocloeon triangulifer, 2681 nucleotides. Its product is annotated as terminal nucleotidyltransferase 4B-like. The transcript is spliced from 9 exons. The coding region runs from base 239 to 2164 and encodes 641 amino acids. The record is from RefSeq and is a predicted model, not a curated record. Gene Ontology annotation, molecular function: poly(A) RNA polymerase activity; mRNA binding. Gene Ontology annotation, cellular component: TRAMP complex; nucleolus. NCBI's taxonomy places the organism in Eukaryota, Metazoa, Arthropoda, Insecta, Ephemeroptera, Baetidae. Gene Ontology annotation, biological process: RNA 3'-end processing.
GCACGACGGGACAGAACAGAACAGAGCACGCGCUGCAAGCACGAGCUCUGUGUGUGCAGUGAAGUGAACUGCCCAGCAGCGAGCGAACUUGCUAGAGUGAGCCGCGAGUGGCGAACGACGAAAAGCCAGGAAAAGUGCAAACGGGCAGCGAGAAAACAAGGUUCAGGCCGGUCUACGGAGGAGUGGUCGGACGGACGGACGGAGGCUGCGAGCCAGCCGAGCCCAGAAGCCGCAGUGAAUGGAUCCGACCAUCGGCUGGUACCAACCUGAGCAAGAGGGGCCCGCCAAGAUUCUGUGGAGCCGCAUUUGGGACGACGCGAGCAAAAGACUGAACAACCUGAAUCUCAACAGCAUGAUGGAGUCGCGCGACUACAUCCCGCUGGAGAUUCGCGACGACCUGCAGCAGAUGGGCGGCGGACGCACCACCAACAACCAUCUGUACUGCCGCACCCGCAGGAAAGCCAACGAGAAUCGCGCCUCCACCUUCGGCAUGAACGAAAACCGCGACGAGCUGAUCGGCACCUACGGCGGCUGUCCCUGGCAGGCCGUGCGCAAAAACGUCCACUACAGUCGCGGCAUUCUGGGACUGCACGAGGAAGUGAAAGACUUCUACCUGUACAUGCUGCCGACCAUAGAGGAGCAAAAGAUGCGCGAGACUGUGGUGGAGGAAAUCAAACGAGUGAUCCUCGGUCUGUACCCGAAGGCGACGGUCGACGUGUUUGGCAGUUUUCGCACAGGCCUCUAUUUGCCAACCAGUGAUAUAGAUCUAGUGGUUAUGGGUGACUGGGAUGAGCUUCCUCUGCAUGCACUAAAAGAUGUCCUGAUCAAGAAUAAUGUUGCUGACGAGUGCGAUAUCAAAGUACUUGAUAAGGCAUCAGUUCCUAUUGUUAAAUUGACGGAGAAGAAGUCUGAAGUAAAGGUGGACAUCAGCUUCAAUAUGCAGAACGGUGUGCACUCAGCCAAGCUAAUCACUGAUUUCAAAGAGAGGUUCCCCGUGCUGGCGCCUUUGGUGAUGGUCUUGAAACACUUCCUGUUGGAGAGAGAUUUGAACGAAGUCUUUACCGGUGGCAUCAGUUCUUACAGCCUCAUUCUUCUCACCAUCAGCUUCCUGCAGCUUCAUCCAAGAGACAUGACGAUUGAGAAGGACGUUAACUUGGGAGUCCUUCUCAUUGAGUUUUUCGAGCUCUACGGUCGCAAGUUCAACUACUUGAAAACGGGCAUCAGGAUCAAAGGCGAAGGAUCAUACAUUUCUAAGGAGGAGAUUCAACGUGAUAUGGUUGACGGCUACAGACCUUCAAUGCUGUGCAUUGAAGACCCCCUGACCCCAGGCAAUGAUAUUGGUCGCAGCUCGUACGGAGCACUCAAAGUGAAACAGUCAUUCGAAUUUGCAUACACAACCCUUCUGCAAGCAGUGUCACCUAUGUGUCCGGAGUUCAUUAGCAAACACAGUAUUCUUGGUCGAAUUGUGAGAAUAACUGAUGACGUUGUGGAGUACAGACAACAAAUAAAACUCAAAUAUGCAGACAAGGCUGUGCCAGUAGUGAUACAUAAGUUGAACUCGUACCACAGGCAACAGCAUCAGCUCAAGCGUGUUUCGCAAGACUCGGAAGAGUCUUCGUCGGGCUCUGUUUAUUGCACAAGUGAAGGCAGCUCAGCUACUGGAUCUGCAGCAUCAGGAGACUCGGACUCGGAGGCUAAUAAUGUUUCAUCAAGCAACGGUCUGGAACAAAACUACUCUGCAACCAUCAAUUGCAAAAGCUCAAGGACUAACUCAGCUCCUCCUCAGAGAAGACCACAUGCAAUUCCUGCAACUCGAAACAAUGGCAACAGGAACCAAUUCCGCAUGCAGCAGAGUGUGACCAAAAACAGAGAGGAAAAAGAAAUUGGAUGCGUGGAAGUGAAACGCAUCCAACCAGUAGCCUCGAUGGGUCCGAAGGAAAAAGCUAAGGAGAAGCAAUCAAUGUCUCAGUCGUCGUCGUCUGCUAAUUCAAGCGGGAGUGAACAAAAGCCACAGAACAGUGCCCAAAAAUACCAAUAUCCUCCAAUGUCAAGGAAUCCUUCCUUCAAUCACGGGAACAUUCGCAGCAACAAUUUCAAGAGCAAACGGAAGAAGCAUAAUAAUGGACAGAGAAGAUCCGAUUCUCCUCCCCCUGUGAGACUUUGAAUUUUACACUUCCUAAAUCAAAAAAUUAAUGACUAUUUUAGGUUGUGACACUUAAGUAAGCAGUUAUAACACUGAUUUAUAUGUGUGUGUUGAUUUUCUGUAAAGAACAUUUCAACAAAAUUGCAUUACACCUCUUUAUAAGCGUGAAGAUAUCUAAUAUAACAAUAAUUUCCUUCUGUCUCUUUAUUUUUGCCUUUAAAUUGUAAUAAUUAUCAGAUGAUUUCAAUAAAAAAAAAACGACGAUGAGAAUGAAGGUUUGACGAGGAUGUUAUUUUUUAGUCCUGCGUCAAAUUAGGUCUUAUCCGCUUUCUGCUAGUUUUAUUGCUGUGCAAUGCCUUCAUUUUUCAGUUAUCAUUAUUCUGAUUAUCUGUAUUAUGCAAUAAUGUGCCUAAGUUUUAUGUACAAACUUUGGUCAAAGAACCAGUUAAAUAUUCCAGUGUCCUUGGGUCUUCUUGAUGAGGACACUUAACUUAUUUUUGUAGCAUAAAGAUCAAUAAAUUAGCAUUGGUAAUAACUU